Molecule: messenger RNA, 5298 nt
Organism: Pipistrellus kuhlii (Kuhl's pipistrelle)
Lineage: Eukaryota; Metazoa; Chordata; Mammalia; Chiroptera; Vespertilionidae
Gene: SPPL2A
Product: signal peptide peptidase like 2A
Exons: 16
Coding region: 16-2334 (772 amino acids)
Biological process (GO): membrane protein proteolysis
Cellular component (GO): cytoplasmic side of endoplasmic reticulum membrane; lysosomal membrane; lumenal side of endoplasmic reticulum membrane
Molecular function (GO): aspartic endopeptidase activity, intramembrane cleaving
Source: RefSeq, a predicted model, not a curated record
AACGGGCUCUGGGGGAUGGAAACAGAGGCCAGUUUGGAGGGGACAGGGAGGUGUCCUGGAGAGGGUGGCCGCAGCGGUUCUGCAGUGUCCGGACCUAGGACCUGUGUGUGCGGCGGCCAGCACCCGCCGGGGAGUCCGGACUGGGCUAAGGGCACCAGGAAAGGGACUGCACGGCGGCGCUGGGCGGCUGCUGCGAGGAGGAGGGUCUGGGAAAGCCCUGCAUUCAGGACGCCGCGGGGAGAAUUCCGGCCCCGCAUCUGUUCUCCCCCGGCAUCUGGACCUUCCCAGCCCCGCGGGGAGCAUUCAGUCCGGCAUCUGGACCUUCCCAGCCCCGCGGGGGGCAUUCAGUCCGGCAUCUGGACCUUCCCAGCCCGCGGGGGGCAUUCAGUCCGGCAUCUGGACCUUCCCAGCCCGCGGGGAGCAUUCAGUCCGGCAUCUGGACAGAGAACGCCCGGCCCGCGGCGGAGGAGCGCCGGGCAGGCGGCGACGCAGACUCGGCUCCUCGUGCUCCGCGCGGGGGUUUCCGCGUCCUCCGGGCGUGGCCGGAAAAGGAAGUCGGCGCCGCAGUGGCCUCCCCAGCGACAUCGGCGACCCGGGCCAAGCCCCGCCACCCUCCGGUCCGGCUCGGCUUCGGAGGCAGCGCCGGGACCCCGCGCCCGCCCCGCCGACCAGCGCCCGCCGCGCCUCCGGGCGCCCAGCUCAGCGAUGGGGCCGCCGCGGCCGCUCCGCGCCGGGGCCGCCCUGCUCUGGGGCGUCCUCCUCCGGCUGACAGCUGCUCAGGAAGCAAUCCUGCACGCAUCUGGAAUUGGCACACCUUCACCAUCUAAGGACUACUGCAUGGUCUACAACCCUCACUGGACAGCUCUGCCAACGACCCUAGAAAAUGCAACUUCCUUUAGUUUGAAGAAUCUGACUUCCACACCACUGUGUGAUAUUUCUGAUAUUCCUCCUGAUGGCAUAAAGAACAAAGCAGUUGUGGUUCAGUGGGGAACCUGCCAUUUUCUUGAAAAGGCCAGAAUUGCAGAAACCGGAGGUGCUGAAGCAUUGUUGGUUGCCAAUAACAGUAUUGUAUUUGCUCCCUCAGGGAACAGAUCUGCAUUUGGUGAUGUGAAAAUACUGAUUGCAUUUAUAAACAACAAAGACUUAAAAGAUAUGAAGCAGGCUCUUGGAGAUAACAUUACUGUGAAAAUGUAUUCACCGUCAAGGUCUAACUUUGACUAUACGAUGGUGGUUAUUUUUGUAAUUUCUGUGUUCACUGUGGCAUUAGGAGGAUACUGGAGUGGACUACUUGAAUUGGAAAGCAUGAAGGCAAUGGCAGACACUGAAGACAGAGAAACAAGGAGAAAGAAGGACGAAUAUUUAACUUUCAGUCCUCUAACAGUUGUAAUAUUUGUGGCCAUCUGCUGUGUUAUGAUGGUCUUACUUUAUUUCUUCUACAAAUGGUUGGUUUAUGUUAUGAUAGCAAUUUUCUGCAUAGCAUCAGCAAUGAGUCUAUACAACUGUCUUGCUGCACUAAUUCAUAAGAUUCCAUAUGGACAAUGCACGAUUGGGUGUCGUGGCAAAAGCAUUGAAGUGAGGCUUAUUUUUCUCGCUGGACUGUGCAUAGCAAUAGCUGCUGUUUGGGCUGUGUAUAGAAAUGAAGAUAGGUGGGCUUGGAUUUUACAGGAUAUCUUGGGGAUUGCUUUCUGCCUGAAUUUAAUUAAAACAAUGAAGUUACCCAACUUCAAGUCAUGUGUGAUACUUCUAGGCCUUCUCCUCUUCUAUGAUGUGUUUUUUGUUUUCAUAACACCAUUCAUCACAAAGAACGGCGAGAGUAUCAUGGUUGAACUUGCAGCUGGACCUUUUGGAAAUAACGAAAAGAAUGAUGGAAACUUGGUGGAAGCCACUGCUCAGCCCUCAGCUCCCCAUGAGAAAUUACCAGUAGUCAUCAAAGUACCAAAGCUGGCAUAUUUCUCAGUAAUGAGUGUAUGCCCCAUGCCAGUUUCCAUAUUGGGUUUUGGAGACAUUAUUGUACCAGGCCUGUUGAUUGCAUUCUGUAGAAGAUUUGAUCAGCAGACUAAUUCUUCUUCUUCAAUAUACUAUGUCUCCUCCACAAUUGCCUAUGCUGUUGGCAUGAUAAUUACCUUUGUUGUUCUGGUGCUUAUGAAAAAGGGGCAGCCUGCUCUCCUCUAUUUAGUACCAUGCACACUUAUUACUGCCUCAAUUGUUGCUUGGAGACGUAAAGAAAUGAAAAAGUUCUGGAAAGGAAACAGCUAUCAGAUGAUGGACCAGCCGGACUAUGCAACAAGUGAAGAAACCCCUGUGGCUGCUGGUGAACAGAUUAUCCAACAGUAAUAUCCUGUGGACCUGCUGUAAUGUUUCAACUGAUUUUCUGCAAAAAGAGUUUUGCUUUUAGAAUUGACAAUCUAAAAGAAUCUUCAAUGACAUGCUCGCAAAUAUACAUUUUUAAGAGCUAGUACUGUCAACUAUGUCAUACGUGAUUAAAAUACAUUUGCUUUUAACUAUAUUAAAGUUGUGCCUUCACAUUAAAUAUAAGGAUAUGGUCUGUAUAACUUUCAAAAUGUAAUAUAUACAGUAUAUUUUUCUAAAAAAAAAAAAAAAAAAAGGUCUUUAUCCAUCCCUGUAUUUUCCUUACUGAAACCUAUUUCUUUUCAACUCUAGUUAAAAGUAUUUCUGCCCAAGUGAAUUUCUGAACAGAUUUUACAGAAAAAAAUUAUGAAAAAUUUGUGCUCUGUAGAAAUUUGAUUAAGAUCAUGCAAGAAGGAAGUUCCAUAAUGAAAUUCCAGAAACUGCAGAAGUUAAAAAAAAUAUAAUCUUGGAGUAUGUUUAUAGCAUACAUUUUUGUUUUAUUUAAAUUCAUUCCUUUUUUAAUCUUGAGAACCUGAAUUGCUUCAAAUUGCUGUUUUAUGUUAGAAUAUUUUUCUCACUAUAGGGAAACCUAAUAUAUAGAACUAGACAUUAAAAUGAUACAAAAAUGGCAUCCACAGUUUUCAGUGGUUUGCUAUUUCCUUGAAGGUAAAGCUUAAAUUUCUAUAGUAAUUCAGUUUCACUGUGGUAUUUCUGAUCUCUGAAGUUUGGGCCUGUUGAUGUUCAGGCUUAGUGUAAAAUCCCUAACAAUCCCCUCUCCCACCCCUGCUCCCACCCCCCACUAUCUUAAUUCCUUCUCCUUUCUCCAAAGGAAACCACCGCUAACCUUUUAUAUUUUGGUGGAGGAUGGUAUACUAAUUUACCAGGUGUGCUUCCGAAGAAAGAGAGACAAAAGAGAGGAGACUGGGUGUCAGGGUCAUUUUAAUUUUACAUGACAGAAGUGUGAGUAAAUUGUCUUGGUGCCAGACAUUGAUGUCUCAGUUUUCUCAUCUGCAAAAUGAGUAGGUUAAACUAGCGAUUUUCAACUUUUUCAUCUCAUGGCAAACAUAAACUAAUAACUAAAAUUCUGCAGCACACCAAAAAUAUAAUUUGCCAUUCUGACAAAAAAAAAAUAGGUAUAAUUUUGAUUCAUCCACGCCGGACAGCUGUUGUGUCGGCUGUUUUCACUUAUCUAUUUGACAAUCUAAGGGGAGAGAGGUCUGUGCCCCUGACUAAAUAGUCAAUAUCUGUUGUGACGAUUCUUGCAGCACACCGGGUGCAGCACACUGGUUGAAAAUUGCUGGGUUAGACCAAUGAACCACUCCAGAACCUUAUAACUUUGGGGUGGGGGGGGGGGUGCGGGUAAUGCAAAAAACCUCUCAUUCUUUGCUUGUGACCUUGAACAUUCUCCUGGAAGUCAGAGGUCAAAUUGUCUUUCCUUUUUUUUCUUUUUCCUAAGAAAUUUCCAAAUAAGUAAUUCCAAAGGCAGUGGAAUUUUACAUUCUCUAGAAAUAAUAUACAAGAUAUGUUAGCCACUCUAUGCUCUUUCAUUCUAAAGCCAGUUCAGCUGGUUAAAAUUUAAAUCUAAUGCCUUUUUAAAUGAAUGAGAGCUUUGGUAUUAGACCUAAAUUUAGCAUUUGAGGGAAUUAGAUGCUUUUGUUUGUUCCUUUUGCUUAGUAAGUAGCAGAUAGAGAAGCUCCCUUGACAGCCCUCUGUCCACCUAAUACAAUUACAGAUUCUUCGGUAAAUGACAAGUAUCUGACCAGUAAGGGUUAUUCUUCAUUCUGUCUCCAUAAUAUCAAGUUUGAAUUUUUUCCAAAGAAUCUAAUUUAUUUGGCAAAUACUGAUAGAACACAUGAAAUGUCAUAAGAUCCAACUAUAUUUUCAUUUUUAAUAUCAAUAAAAUGUUUGCCGAAAUACAUCUUUUUUAGUAAAAUUAUCUGCAUUCUCAUCCCAGCUUUUUGAUAUUCAAAAGCCUCAACCUCAGCCACAUUUUAUGAAGAAUGUUAAGGAAAAUUUAAAUCUGUAAAUAUGAAAUUUUAGUUCUUUGAUACACAUUCUAUUGUAUCCAACCAUUAACUACCAAGGAGGUAAAAUUUCCUUUCUAGUUUGCUAUUAAAAAAGAAAUAGAGAAAUUCCUUAAGUUUCUCCAUCUUCAGUGUCAUCUUUACAUUAUAUUUAAAUAAUUCUUCUAACAACCCCACUGAAUAUAUUUAGAGAAAUUGCAACCAAGUACAAAAAUAUUUUAUGAGUCAAAGUAAACAAAGAGUAGGGGAGAUGACAAUUUGUCUUUAAAGGCUCUAUUACUUCUUCCUCUCUUGCCUUCCCAUCACCAGUAACUUUAAGGAGAAGAUAAAUUGGUUUUUUAACUAAAUAUGUCUUAAAAAACAGUACUAUAUCCUAUAUUAUUACUGAAAAAAUUGUUACUUCUUAGAUAUUUUCUAUGAACAUUUUUGCAACUUAUCAAACAUAAAUCACUAAAUAUCUCAAAUUGUAGAGUUUUCACUUCAGUUUACUUCAGCAAAGAUAAUUCGGUUUGUGAGGAAAACCUUGCUAUUCUAAUACAUUAUAUUUCAUCUUGUAUUUUCUUUUUAGAUGAGCAAUACUUUAUUAGUAAAAUCCACAAUUUCUUUUUUAGAAAGAAGAAAAUAUUAACCCAUCUGAAGUUGGCAUUCAUAGAUUUUAGUUAAAUGUCCAUAGAGAUUUUGUCAAAAUGAUACAUUUAUGUUCAAUACAAAUGAGCUUUCUAGUUUUCUUUUGCUCUUUCAAUUUUUUUCCUUAGAUAUAAGCAGACAUUUUUCCAUUUGACUAAAAAAGUAUUUAAUUUAUUUAAGCUUGAUCUCUAAAAUUUUAGCCUGAUCUCAACCAAUGAGAUUUCAAAAAUAUAGGAAUUGCAUUUCAAACUGGUGCAAUGUACUAGUUUGAAAGGCUUUAUAUUUUUCUAUUAACAAG